AUGGUGCAGUACUAUAGGUAUCAUCAGUUAAAGAAAGGUGACCAUCAACAUGUAGAAGAAGAUGAGAUGCUAUCCUUGAUGUGUGCACCAAACUCUGGUUAUUUCAAGAGAACAAGGCCUAAGCUUUUUACUCUGCUCCUCCUCUCUCUUCUCUCUUGCUGUCUUAUUUUAGCUCCUCACUUGUUUUGCUCUUCCUCUGCCCUUUCUCUUUUGUAUUCUUUUGGUGUAGAAAGUGACGGGGUUGCUGCAAAUGUAAAUGCAAAAGCUUAUUUGUGCUCUUCGAUUUCUAAUGGAACCAUAUGUUGCGACAGAAGUAGUAUUCGUACAGAUGUCUGUGUUAUGAAAGGGGACGUAAGAACACACUCUGCCUCUUCUUCAAUCUUCUUAUACACCUCAAGAUAUACCAAUGCUGUGAUUGAAAAUGUUUCGAGUUUUGUUGAUAAAGAAGAGGAACUCCAACGCGAAAAGGUCAAACCAUACACCCGGAAAUGGGAAACGAGUGUGAUGGACACAAUUGAUGAAUUAGAUCUUGUUGUGAAGACAGAGAAUUUUAGGAAUAACCAUCAUUGUGAUGUCAAGCAUGAUGUACCGGCAGUGUUCUUUUCGACUGGAGGCUACACUGGCAAUGUUUAUCAUGAAUUCAAUGAUGGGAUUUUGCCAUUGUUCAUUACAUCGCAGCAUUUCAAGAAGAAGGUUGUGUUUGUUAUUCUUGAGUAUCAUGAUUGGUGGAUUAUGAAGUAUGGAGACAUUCUUUCACGUCUUUCAGAUUAUCCUGCCAUUGAUUUUAGAAGAGACAAGAGAACCCAUUGCUUUCCUGAAGCCAUUAUUGGUCUUAGAAUCCACGAUGAGCUCUCAGUGGACCCUUCACUGAUGCAAGGGAAUAAAAGCAUUGUUGAUUUUCGCAAUGUUCUGGACCGAGCUUACUGGCCUCGAAUUAAAAGUUUGAUCAAAGAAGAAGAAAGAGGAGCUCAAGAAAAACUAAAACAGAAAGCACAUUCAUCAUCCUCAUCACCAGGAACUUCAUUGGACAUCAGAAAGGAAAUGCAUGACGCAACCUUUAAGAGACCGAAGCUGGUCAUUUUAUCUCGAAAUGGGUCUAGAGCUAUAACUAAUGAGGAUUUAUUAGUGAAGAUGGCUGAAGAAAUUGGAUUUAGAGUUGAAAUGGUGAGGCCUCAAAGAACAACAGAACUAGCCAGGAUUUAUGCAGCACUUAAUUCAAGUGAAGUUAUGAUGGGUGUCCAUGGUGCUGCCAUGACUCAUUUUCUGUUUAUGAAGCCUGGCUCUGUUUUUAUCCAAGUUAUACCUCUAGGAACAGAAUGGGCAGCUGACGCUUAUUAUGGGGAGCCUGCAAGGAAGCUGGGUUUAAAGUAUAUUGGCUACCAAAUUCUUCCUAGAGAGAGUUCGUUGUAUGACAAAUACGAUAGGAAUGAUCCUGUUCUUCAAAAUCCCAGUAGUGUGUCUGAUAAGGGAUGGCAAUACACAAAGUCCAUCUAUCUUGAUAGCCAAAAUGUGAGGCUAAACCUUGGAAGAUUUCAAAAGAGGUUACUUCGUGCUUACAGGUACUCAAUCGCAAAAAUGAAUCACAGAUCUCAUCUCCAAUCACAGUGA
This is a messenger RNA of Dovyalis caffra, 1608 nucleotides long. NCBI's taxonomy places the organism in Eukaryota, Viridiplantae, Streptophyta, Magnoliopsida, Malpighiales, Salicaceae. The record is from the annotation of a GenBank genome assembly.